Molecule: messenger RNA, 1863 nt
Organism: Oryza sativa Japonica Group (Japanese rice)
Lineage: Eukaryota; Viridiplantae; Streptophyta; Magnoliopsida; Poales; Poaceae
Product: F-box/FBD/LRR-repeat protein At1g13570
Molecular function (GO): protein binding
Source: RefSeq, a predicted model, not a curated record
AAGGGCCCUUAGCAGAGUGAGCACGCCUACGUGGCAGUUUGGCCGCAUUGGCGAUCUUUCCUCUCUUGUACUACUCUACUGGUACCAAAAACCCUCGUUGCCUCGCCUCCUCGCCGUCCGGCCCACCCACCACCCCGGCGGCGGCGGCGGCCAUGGAUUACCGGGCGCUCAUGACGAUGGAGAAGGUCCUUGUUCAGAUGGAGAAGGACGGCGUGGACUCGCGGAUGCUGGACCUCGGCGCCGACUGCAUGUGCAAACUCCUCGUGGCAUCCCUCCCCGACCCGCCCGUCUACCCCGACGCCGUCCUCUCGGCCAACGACGACGACGACUUGUCCGGCGCCGGCGCCGAGGACCGCAUCGGCGCGCUCCCCGACGACCUCCUCGGCGGCGUCGUCUCCCGCCUCCCUAUCAAGGACGCCGUGCGCACCGCCGCGCUGUCUUCACGGUGGCGCCGCAUCUGGCUCUCCGCGCCGCUCGUCCUCGUCGACGGCCACCUCCUCCCGCCGGGCGAGGAGGCGGGCCAACUCGCGCUCGACGCCAGCGGCGCCGUCGCCGCCGCGGUGUCGCGCGUCCUCGAGGCCCACCCGGGCCCCUUCCGCUACGUCGAGCUCACCUCCACCGCCAUGGGGGCUCGCGCUCGCCGCGGCGACCUCGCGCGCUGGCUCCACCUCCUCGCCGUCAAGGGCGUCCGCGAGCUCGUCUUCGUGAACCGCCGCAGGCCCUUGGACGUCGCCCUCCCCGCCACGGUGUUCGCCCUCGCGCCCCUCAGCCGCCUCUACCUCGGCACCUGGAAGUUCCCGGACACCGCCGCCCUCCCGCGCGGCGCCGGCUUCCCCCACCUCCGGGAGCUCGGCCUCUACUGCGUCGCCAUGGAGGACCGGGACCUCGACUUCGUCCUCGCCAACAGCCCCGUCCUGGAGUGCCUCGGCAUCUACUACAGCCAGAGGCAGAUUGUGCUCCUCCGCCUCGCCAGCCACAGCCUGCGGUGCGUGCAGAUCUGCAUGUGCAUCGCGGAGGACAUCGCCGUGGUGGACGCCCCGCGCCUGGAGCGGCUAUUGAUUUGGGAGAUGUUUGAGGAUGACAACCAUGCCACCAGAUUGAGCAUUGGCCAUGCCCCCAAUCUACAGUUGCUGGGAUACUUGAGGCCAGGAAUACAUGUCCUGGAGAACGGCAACACCAUCAUCAAGGCUGGGACAAAGGCGAGCCCAAGAACCAUCAUCCCAAGCAUCAAUGUAUUGGCCUUGAAGGUGCGUUUUGAAGUCCGCAAUGAAGCCAAGUUGCUGCCUAGCUUCCUGAGAUGCUUUCCCAAUGUCGAGAAGCUGCACGUCAAGUCCGAGAAAUCAGAUGAACCGGUUGGCAGGCUCAACCUCAAGUUCUGGCAGGAGGCUGGUCGCAUAGAAUGCUUGCAAUCGUGCAUCAAGUAUGUGGUUUUCCAUGGGUACCGAGGGGAUCGUAGCGAGCUCACCUUCCUGAAGUACAUCCUGGGAAGUGGACAGGUGCUGCAGGAGAUGGUGAUCGUGGUCGCGAAUGGAAUGUUCUCCACACAGGAUGAGGUGGGCGAGAAACUGGUGAAGCCUCUGAGUUCUGUCAAGAUGGCCAGUGGAGACUGUAAUAUAACGGUCGUUGAGGGCACAGUUCAUGAUGAAGAAGAUUCUUGUUGCCUCCGUGAUGCGUUUGAUUUUUCUAUCGAUGACCCCUUUGAUCGCUACUUAUAGGGAACUCAAUGCUGCCUGUGUUUGAUCGUCAAGUGGUUUCUGCAUUGUGCACCCUAAUUUGAUUGUGCAGAUACCUGCCAGUCAGAUAUUAUAUGAUUCAUGCAGUCACUCUGAUAAUCUCUGUAUGUUUUCUUCUACUGCGUGUGCA